This is a messenger RNA of Aphanomyces astaci, 1217 nucleotides long. RefSeq lists its product as hypothetical. The transcript has 9 exons. Gene Ontology annotation, molecular function: short-chain carboxylesterase activity; monoacylglycerol lipase activity. The annotation marks the transcript as partial. The record is from RefSeq and is a predicted model, not a curated record. Lineage: Eukaryota; Oomycota; Saprolegniomycetes; Saprolegniales; Verrucalvaceae.
AUGGGACUGGCGGCGGAGGGCACGACGACGUCCACAUGGACUCAGAAAGUGAUGGACUUGCUCAAGCAAGACCGCACGAUCAAGAAGUAUGCUUGCAUGCUCUACUUGAUGAACUAUCUGCAUUACGUGUGGACAGCAAAGCGGCCAUCGCUGACGUACCAGUCGUCGCCUCGUGCAGCGGCCAUCCUAGCGAAAUGCUCGCUCUUAGUUGAAAAGUAUCAUCCGUCUUGGUACUUGCUGAACAACGGGCACUUGCACACGAUCAUGCUGGCCAAGCUGACGUCCCAUCCAGAGAUUCAUUACGAGCGCCAAAUGGUUUCACUUGCCGAUGGCGGCGCUGUGUCUUUGGACUGGGCGGUUCCGCCUGGCGUCGCUCCGGCUGCCGUCAACAUCCCCGACGUCCCGACUGUGGUUAUCUUUCAUGGUCUCACAGGAGGCAGUGGCGAUAACUACGUAUGUGUGACGGCGGAGAAGCUGGUGCGCCAGGGCUGGCGUGUGGUUGUGAUGAAUGCCCGAGGGUGCGCGAAUACGCCGCUACUGACCCCCCAUCUGUUUUGCGGUGCCUACACGAACGACGUCCGGGAAGUCGUGGCCAAGCUCCGCCGCGACCACGUGCCGACGGCGCCGCUGGUUUCCGUGGGGUUCUCGCUCGGGUCCAACAUCAUGGUCAAGUACAUUGGCGAAGAAGGCGCGGCGUGUCCGCUGUCGGCCGCCGUGUCUGUGGGCAACCCGUACGACUUUAUGUGCAACAGCCGCAACAUGAACUUCUCGUUCGUGCACGACGCCAUCUACAACGGCCCUCUGGCCACGAACCUCAACAACUUGUUCUUCCAUCAAUCGAAUGCCCACCAAAUGUUUGCCGCCCACCCCGACAUCAACCUCGUCGCAUUGCAAGCCACGACUCGCGUAUGGGACUUCGACGAGCAGCUCACUCGACGUGCGUUUGGGUAUGCGUCCGUGAGCGAGUAUUACCGCGAUGCGUCGAGCAGCCAAUACUUGAAGCAUGUCAAGAUUCCGCUGCUGUUGCUGUCUGCAAAGGACGACCCGAUCUGCAUCCACACGGCGACCCCGUUCGACGACGUGGUCGCGAACGAGCAUCUGAUGCUGGCGGUCACAGACACUGGCGGUCACUUGGGGUUUUUCACGGGAAACAGCGUCGUGGACGUGCCCGACAUGUGGUCAGCCAACGUUGUGGCGCAGUUUUGCAAUGCGAUUGA